This is a messenger RNA of Dreissena polymorpha, 6504 nucleotides long. RefSeq lists its product as uncharacterized. Gene Ontology annotation, molecular function: metal ion binding. Lineage: Eukaryota; Metazoa; Mollusca; Bivalvia; Myida; Dreissenidae. Bases 186 to 4799 code for a protein of 1537 amino acids. The record is from RefSeq and is a predicted model, not a curated record. The transcript has a single exon.
UAAACUCAUUAACAUCUUGUUUGUUUUGACUUUUGUUGAAGAUGAAUUUGUGUAACUGAGUUGUAAAGUGUUAUGUGAUUUGGUUAGAAUCCUAUAAAUAAUGUGAUCAAGGAAGUUCUGCUCUCUGAUUUUCAUUGCACUUAAAUAUUAUAUAGAAUUGUUUAUUGAUAAUUAUCGUCAACAAAAUGCAGUCCAGUAAAUUUAACAGAAGACACGUUCGUCGUAACGUUACUCAGAUUAAUACAACUACGACCCAGAAGUUUGUGAAAGUUGGGCCAAAAGUGCCUGAAAGGUACUCUAGUGUUCAUAGCCAUAAUCUUUCAGAAAGUUCCAAUCUGUCAUUAAGUUCAUCUGAAGCUAAAAAAGAAGGAGAGAAAACUAAAUCGGCUGCUGAUGAAUUGAACUAUUACAUGAGUAAGGAACAUUUAAGAAAAGCAGACACAGUUCCUAGAAAUUAUAGGCAUAGAAAAGAGACUGACUCUCCUGAAAGUUAUUCUAGUAUUGAUAGGUUAAAUUAUCACAAUGAAAGGGAAAUGAGGUAUAGAGAGAGGUCUCCUUUUGAAGAACGAAGACAUUCAGUGAAUGACCGAAAUUAUCGUGAUGUGCAUAGGUCUGAAAGUGGAACUUCUGGUGAAAUAUAUGAACGGGGACAUGGACAUUAUCACGAAAGUCCCUCUAGGUCAUAUGGACAUGAAAGGUCUGGUGAGUAUAUUUUUACCCAGAAACAAAAGAUUUCCCAUGAAGAAUCAAAUUAUCGAAAAAAUCAUAAGGAACAUAGAGUGGGCAAUACUACAUAUGAAAGUCGAAGGUCAAGAAGCCCUAAGUUCUCAAAAGGUUCGAUACAUGAAUCCAUUAAAGUGGAAUCAGAAAGCAGACAUUCUGACAGAGGUGGGGGUGCUUUGUUAUUUGAAGAUGGGGAACAUGUGCCAACAGCUGAUGAAAGACACACAUCUCAAAGUUCGCAUGACACACAUAGUAGACACAGUGGAGCUUUGUUGAUAGAAGACGGUUCAAACGUUACCUAUGGUGAUGUAAGACGGAGAAGUCAUGAAAUAGAAUUGGGUGAACUUGAACAUGUGAGUGAAGACUCUGAUAUUGUUGAUGGACUUGAAAUAAAUAGGAGAAAUGAUGUUUAUGGUCAUAGGAGUGAUACAUAUCAGUUUGAUAGGGAUCAGGAUUAUGAAAGACGAAGCUUAAGCAGUAGACAUGAAACCAAAAGUAGCUCUAGAGCAAAGGAGCACUUAGAUAGUGAAUAUGAACAUUCAAAUAUGUCAGAUUUAAGAAGUGAGCGCAGUAAACGAAGGUUAAGUCCUGUGUCUGCAGGAACACUUAGUAGCAGGGGAAGUAAAUAUAAGCGUGGUUUGAGUCCAGUAUCACAUGAAGAUUUGACGAUUCACAUAAGUGAUCGUGGGAGAUGGAUUGAAGGAAAGCAUUCUCAGGAAAGCAUUGAUGAACAUCAUAAAGCAAAUUCUGAAAGAGAUGAAAGGCAUUUUCAAGAUGGUAAGGUGAUGAUUAAGAAUGAUCAUCAUGGUGAUCUAGAUAGAGAAAUGGUUUCAGACGAUGAAAGUUAUAUAGAUGAUCACGUGGAUAAUUUUAGAUCAUAUUUAGAAGUCGGAAGGGACAAUAUUAGGUCAAAUAAAGAAGUAUUUGAUGACAGAUAUCGUUCUGGUACCCCACAUUCAUAUGAAAAAGUACCUGAAUCCAGUGUAAAGGAAAUAGCUCUCAAGUCAGUUGAAAAAGGGCUGAAUAUUCCGGAUCUGUGUAAACACUAUAACAAAAAUAAGAAUGUUGAUCAAGGCUGUUUGAAUGCUCAAUGCAAAAACCUGCACAUUUGCAAAGCAAUGGUCCUAGAGUCGUGUAAAUUUGGUCCAAAAUGUAAAAAAUCCCAUGAAUUUACGGGACAGUCAAGAAAACUGUUAAUGAACCUGAAUCCAGGUAUUGAUUUAGACAGCAGACAUACAUACUGGAAAAUAUGCAUGAUCUUACAGAAAAAAAUACUUAUCGAAUGUGGUAGAGAGGAUCUUCUUGAAGUAAUCGAUGAAAAGUUUGCGGACAGGCUGAGAUCUUUGGAAGAAGCAAAAGCCGAUGAAAGAGAAAUUGUGCAAGUCCCACAGCCUUCAACAAGUUCUGGAUUUUUCUCAAAGGCCAGAUCGGGAUUAAAAGAUAAAACCUCGAGGCAUCAAGAAAAAGAGAGAAGACGAAGCAAUGAAGAAAUCUCCCGAAAAAAUAUAGAUAAUAACAAAGAAAACCAACGAAGAACACCUGAUGUACAAACAGUUAGUAGACAUUCAAAGGAAAGUAGUGAUAAAGUUAUCAAAAUGGAAAAAGACAAAAAACACGCCCAACAGGGACUAAGUGAAGAUAUCAAGGGCAGCUUGAGCCCUGUAUCUGGUGAUGAAAGAAAUUGGGAAGAACAUGAAACAUAUGACAAGGUAUCAGAUGAUGGAAUUUCGGAUGUUAGUGAAAAGCAACCCGAUCUUGAAAGUGUAAGUUCCAAUGACUCCGAUGAUGAUAUAAAUAGACAAGGUACUUUUGUGAAUUAUUCAGCCCCGGUACCGAUGCCUGAAAAUAUAGCUGUCCCUAUUGGCAUGAACGAGCCCCUUGUGUUCAAUAGGCCUCUUGGAAAGAAUCAAACCUACAUAGGGCCGUUGAACAGACCACCCCCUAUGGUGCCCCUUAAUCCAAAUCAAACAAGUCAGCCUCCCCAGUUUCAUGUACAUGAACCGAAAUUGACUGGUUCUACUGUUAUUUCUGGUUUUCCUGUAGGCAUAGGUGGCCCAUUUAUGAUGCCCAAUUUAAAUUUUCCACCAAAUUUAGCGAUAGCUCCUCCUGUAAAUCAUUUACCAUCUCAGAACUUCUUGAAGCAAAUUAUUCAGCAGUUACCUCCUGUGCAAGUCCAAUCUCCACCUAAAAAUACAUUUAAAAAUGAAAAUACACCAGCCGUCUUUCAAGCUAUUAUACCAAAACCUGUUAAGAAGAAGAAAAGUGUUGAAAAGGAUCCUGAGUUUAAAGAAACAAUCACCUCAUUAUGGACGUUUCCAAAUAAAAGUGUUGUGAAUAUGUCAAUCAUAGAGUUUGUUACUGAGACGGAGGCAUACAAAGAGGAAUUUGUGGCUGAGAUUCUGAAAAUACUAGUAACUUUGGAACUUCCAUACGUGACAAUUAAGAAAUUAAUGUCUCUUAUGAAGGAAAAAAUAUUGAUCAACAUAAAAUCUCCAGCAGACAUGAAAAAAAUACUUGAACUGUACCCAUUGCACUUUAGUAUUAUAGAAACGGUUGAAUCUGAUGAUGACAGUGAUGAUGAAUCUGCCAGGAAAAGUGUAAAAAUCAAAGCCAAAGUGAAUUUAGGCUUUUGUGAUAAGCAUGGAUUUCUGCCGUUUGCUGUUGGAAAGUGUGAGUGUAAUUUGCUGCAUGUGUGUAAAUUUUAUUUGCUUAGCCAAUGUCCUCAGAAAUCGUGCAAAUUUGGACACAAGCUUAAAACUGACCACAAUAUUAGUGUUCUAAAAAACUUAAAGCUGCAUCGCCUAACAGGUGAAGAAAUUGUGAAGUACAUCUCUGAUGUUGAUAAUAGAAAUAAAGAAACGAUCCCGUUAAUUUGCAAAUAUUAUACACGAGAGAAAGGCUGUUACAAGGGGGACAGCACUGACUAUGAUUCCAUCUGUCACUCACUUCACCUGUGCAUUUUUAAAGCUAGAGGCGUUUGCACAAACAAAGAUUGUGAAAAAUCACACAGCAUUAGGGCCAUUCAACCUCAUAGUUUGCUAGUAAAGUAUGGUCUUGACCCUGAUGAACUUGGUGAUGAGAAAGUGCUUCAAAUGAUAAGAGAUACCAACCUUGAGCAAGAGACUAUCAAAAAGAACGUGAAAGCCGAAGCUAGUGUUCCACAGAAAGCUGGGGGAGUAUUGAUUGCUAAAACAGCUAAACCAGUGGUUACUGCUUCAGGGUCGAAACUCGUUAAACGAGGAAGUGAAUUGGAAGACAAGGAAAUGGAAAUCAAAAGGAAAAUUUCAGACCUUGAGAGAAGGGAUUUUAAUAUUCCAGCUGUGUGUAAGUUCUAUCAAAAUGAAAUUGGAUGUAGGAAAAAAGAUUGGGGAUCAGAUGGAAAAUGUCAUUUUCUGCAUUUGUGUCAGUAUUUCGUUAUUAAUGAGUGCAAAUUUGGGGAAACUUGCAAAAGAUCACAUGAUUUAUAUAGCGGCCAUACAGUAGAGACUUUGAGGAAAUAUAAAAUAGACCCGUAUGUAGUAAGUAAGGAGGAGAUUUUGGAACUUUUAAGUAAGUCUAGUGACAAGGCUGUAUUACCUCCAAAAGAAGAGUCAAAUUCAAAAGGUACAGCCGACCAAGAAAACAGGCUGACUCCUUUCGAUGAUAAAAUGGAUCAGCAGAAAGAUGAAAAUGAAGAAAAGAAAGUGGUAGAAAAGGAGAAAGUGAAAAAGAGUAUGGAGGAAAUAAUGGCAGAGAAAGUACCAUUGCAUAAACAACUGCAGGAAUUGAAACAACAAUAUCAAGUCCCAGAGGCAACUAAAGUAUCCAUUAACAGACAGGUCCAUGAAGUGUUACACACAUUACCUUCUCAAGGGGGAAGCAAACGUGAACCAGAUAAAAAGCCUGGUCCCCAGUUUAAAGUUGCUGCAGAAGGAGGCAAUAAGGGAUAUGACAUGAAAACGUCACAUUUUCAGAGCUCUAAUAUUGAAGACUUGAUUAGGAAUGUCAUUCAGGAAAAGAAAGUUGACUUGAGUAAGGUCAAUGAUAGGUGUUAUGGGCAGUACUCUGAAAGCAAACCUGGUGGACAAAAGCAUUGAUUAAUAUUUGAAGAUUGAUCGUGAUUGCGAAAGAAAAUUGAAGAUCAUAAACACAUUUGUACAUAACAAGUUGGACAUUUUGUGUGAACAUGUGUUAAAAAAACACGAGUGUUUGGAAUAAAGAAAUGAAUGAAUGUUAAUGGUUAUGUUCUUUCAUCGUCAAUCUGUGUAAAUGUGUGCUUCUAUUUACAUUUAAUUCUGGCUAGUUUCUUGUAUUAAUUCCGGAAAUCACCGAUCAGUGUGUUUAUGUGUAUUAUAAGCAUAACGUGUUUGCAUGUAUAAUGUCUAAAAUGUUGAAGUUUUAAAGUGAUGGAGUGUAGAAGUGAUGGAGUGUCUUACUUCAUACUUGGAUUAGAUUAGAUUGGAUUCAUGUGAAACGGACUGCUAGUAAAUCUUUUCAUAUCUUUUUAUACCACUGUUAAUUGCUGUAGUGGAGUUUUAAUCUUAAUUUAUGGAUAUUUGUGUAGGGUACAUACAUGUAUAUACUUUGGACGUGUUUAUUGCCAUAUUAGGCCUAUGUGAUUGUUUUGAUUGUGAUGUCACACGGAAAUAUUCAAAGGAUAUAUGGACAUUAUAAUUUAUAUUAACAUUACGAAAGUUUUGAUUGUCAUAGUGUAAACAUGUAAUUUAGCUUUAAAAGAAUGUGUUUACUGAUUUUUAUGUGUUUGCUAGUUUAUCUGGUAGAUGGAGAGUUUUCGUGGACAUUUGAAAUUAAAUGUUAAUUCGUAUGUUAUUAUUUUGGACUAUUCUUUUAUGGUCCUCAGAAUUGUAUUCAUUUUUUUAUAGGUAUGCAUACGUUGCUGUAUCUUUCAAAAUUAUGGCUGAUUUGUUUUAUUAGGCUGUUUUCGGAGAAAAUCCGAGGUAUUGUCAUAGCCAGCUCGUCCGCCGUCCGGCGCCUGCUGUCCGCGUCCUGCUAAAACCUUAAUAUAGGCUCAAAAAUCAAAGUGCUUCCACAUGCAACUUUGAAACUUCAUAUGUAGAUGCACCUUGAUGAGUUCUACACGCCACACUUAUUUUUGGGUCACUAGGUCAAAGGUCAAGGUCACUUCUGACAAGCUUUCAUUUAUUCAAAUCUGCACCCACAGCCGAGCGUUGGCACCCGCUAUGCCGUGCUCUUGUUACUUUAGAAAUACGAUAGUUUCACUAUCCAACCAUAAUAAAUUAUAAUGUGAUUUGAUCACGUGCAUUAAUUAUUACUUUGACCUUUUUGAUACGCUCUUCGUGUACGCCAGCAUGUAUGUGCAUGUAAAUAAGAAACAAUUUGUACAUAAAUAGUAAUACAAGUUUUGUAUCCUCCAGGUGCAACUGAAGUUUCACUAAACGUGUAUUUGUUUAAAAAAAAUCAAUUAUAUAUUUGUCUUUUACAACAUGUAAACAUCAGCCUACCAUGCUUGUUUUCAAUGAAUGUUUGCAUUUAACAUUAUAUACUGAUGUGGACCUGGUGGUGAAUCUGUGGAUCAGUCAGAAUUCCAUCUGUUGAUUAAUUUUGGACGUCUUUGUAUUGUAUAAUCCGUAACGCAAUGUCCAGUCUGUUUGUUAAAAUCUACUGUAAGUGAUGGGCUAUGCAACUGCUGACUGACGUUCAUAUUUCAUACUAAGUAAACGUCUGAGUUAUAGUUAAGAGUCUGAAAAUGGGUUGAAGUAAUCUGACUUCGAUGUUGUUCAAGAGAUUUCUGUCGUGACAAAUAAAGAGUGCGCCAUCUUA